Molecule: messenger RNA, 2445 nt
Organism: Papilio xuthus (Asian swallowtail)
Lineage: Eukaryota; Metazoa; Arthropoda; Insecta; Lepidoptera; Papilionidae
Product: protein abrupt
Exons: 6
Coding region: 218-1615 (465 amino acids)
Biological process (GO): regulation of transcription by RNA polymerase II
Cellular component (GO): nucleus
Molecular function (GO): protein binding
Source: RefSeq, a predicted model, not a curated record
UCUUACAAACCUGUGUAUUCUGUUCAGUUAUUAUCUAUGGAGUAAAGAAAAGUGAAAGAAGACUGUGUCAUUGGAGGUCAUGCACUUUAUUUUUGUUCGCACGGAUUCUGUUAUAAGUUGAGAUUCUUUUUAAUCAAUACAUGAUUAAAACAUCAUGCUCAGUAAUAUGUAUAGUUAUGUGUUGUAAUAAACCGACGUUCCAAGGAAAAACGUAGUGAUGGCAGAUCAAUUCUGUUUACGUUGGAAUAACUUUCAAACAAAUAUAGUGAGUGCCUUAGAUUCUUUAAAGUGUUCCGAAGACUUGGUCGAUGUCACGCUUACAUGUGAAGGUAGAAAUAUCAAGGCCCACAAAGUGAUACUCUCCGCGUGCAGCCCGUACUUUAGGAAUGUGUUCAAGGAAAAUCCAUGUCAACAUCCAGUGAUUAUUUUGAAAGAUGUAUCAGCUGAUGAUAUUGUUAGUUUAUUGUCUUAUAUGUAUCAAGGAGAGGUGUUUAUUGAAGAGAGUAAACUGUCGUCAUUUUUGCAUACUGCAGCAAUGUUACAAGUAAAGGGGUUAACAGGUGUUACACACCAGAAUGAAAACUUUAUAUCACCAAGGACCACAACAAAACUAUACACACAGUUAACUAUAUCUUCUAAGUCCAACCUCGGUGCUAAUACUACUUCAAAGGAAUCUAAAGUGCCCGUUCUUAAGAAAAGGCGUUGCAGUACAUCUGAUAAACCAAAUGAUAUUGUAAAUGUUGAGACUAAUAAAAAGAGUAGGAUACGGGAACCAUGCGAUGUAUGCAAUAAUCAUAAUGAUUCACCAACAAUGAAAGUUGACAAUCCAGUGUUUGCACCGGAAAAUAAUGUGGAUAAAAAAAAUGAUAGCAAAGGAGACAAUCCAAAUGUUACUGCCAAUGGAAAAAGCUCAACAGCGACACAGGGAAAUGCUCAAGAAGAUAUGCCAGUAUCUGUCAAAACAGAAUGGAUUGAUGACAACACCUCCACUUCUGGUGCUCCACUAGUAAACUCGGAAAAUGAUGAUAGUCUUCCCGAUUAUGAAAAUAGCAUGCUUGCCAGAUCAUUACUCUCAGGUAUCAACCCAUCAAAGAGUGAUGCCGCACUCAACAAUCCAAUAGCCAAAAAAGUUCAAUCUGCUAUUGACAUGCAUUGUACAAGGCCAAAAGAAAUGAAUACAGAUUCUAGUGCCUUUGCUAAUACAAAAAGUCCAAUGAAAAGCUCAACAGAAGAUUCUCUAGUAAAAACAGAAAAACAUUCACCACACUCCGAUAUGGAAUAUGAACCAGAAGUGCUAUUAUCUGAACAUCAAGUUGGUACGGAUACCGAAAACACAUAUACUCAAGAACAGUCACAAGCAUUACUUAUAUUAGCAGGUAUGUCAAGUGGGCCAGUUUUAGGUGCAGUAGCAUCAACAUCCAAUCACGCAGCAAUUUGUGGAGACUGUCCACACUGCGGUAUGAAGUAUUCCAACCAAUCUGCUCUAAAGUAUCAUGUACGAUUAAUGCAUUCAGAUCUGACUAAUAGGUUAUGCUGCUAUCUUUGCCCAAGAUCAUUUACAAUGAGAGAAACAUUCAAAGAACAUAUGUGGACAAGCCACGGACAAAGGAAUUAAGUAUGAAGAUUUGUGCCUUACUUUGGUGUUUUUUUAUAAAAUUUAUUCAUAAUGUGUAUGAACUGUUUGUGCCUUUCCCGAUGUUAUAAAAAUAUGCUCUAAUAUAAUCCUAGUGAAUGUCACAUUAGUGUCUUAAGUGGGUUGCAUUUGAAUAUGGAUUUUGCAAACUACAUCAGAUUGUAUGAUAUAAUUGGAUAUACCUAUGGGAUGUGAAUUAAAUUAAAGUUGAUUGGUCAAGAUGUCAAACCAGUCCUGUACAAGUAAGCAAAGUUAAAAAUUACCCUCAAAAGGUUCUAUGGUUGGGAUUUUAGUUUAUUGUUAUAGUAUUAAAAAAUGAUAUUUAUUCAAAGCGAGAAAAAAUUUGUUAAUAUUUUACAACUUUCCUUGUACCUUUAGGUGCUUAUUUAUUAUGGGAUGGUGCUAUUCAAAAAAUGAAAGCACUAUUGGAAAUUAACACUACAACAUUGUAUUUGAGAUUCAAUUUUUUAAUGAAAGAUUAAAAGAGAUUUAAUAUCUUAAUUAAAUCAUAUAUCAACUAAAGUUUUGUGGCAAGUCGCCAUGAAUUUAAAAGAAUUUAUUACAUUUAUGAAAGUUAUUAAUAUUUAUCAUAUUAGCUGGGAACAAGUCACCUGCCUGACGGAUAAAACUUAUAAUAGUUUUUAGUUUAUUUGACAUAAGAAGAUAAAUACUAUCCAAAAAAAGGUAAAAGUGGAUUAUUGUAUACAUGUUAUUAAUGUCCUGUGCCUUGGGAAUAUAAUUUAGAUCUGCAUUGAUUUUCUAUACUAAUAUAAAGAUUUGAUUGUUUCUUUAGCAUUGAAUAGUCUAUGAAA